UCUGUAAAUGAGUGCUGCCUCUCUGUCCCCCUGAGCAGAUCAGCAUUGCUCUUCCUGUGCCAAAUGUUUGUUUGUUAGUAAACUAUGCUCUAUGUUUCUGCCUGUCCCAGACCAGAAAGGUUUAAAGGUAUCUUACUUCCUGUGUCUAAUGUAGGUCUCUUUGCCUUUCCCACUACUCCUGGAUUGGUCUGUUCAGAUGAUCUCUCCAGUCGUAUGCUAAAAGUGACUAAACGAAUGAUUGAAGACUGUGGGAAAAGAGGAACUACCAUGGCAGAAAGGAGGCAGCUGUUUGCAGAAAUGCGCGCUCAAGACCUGGAUCGCAUCCGUUUAUCCACCUACAGAACAGCAUGCAAACUUCGAUUUGUACAGAAGAAAUGCAACUUGCAUCUAGUGGAUAUUUGGAAUGUAAUAGAAGCGCUGCGGGAAAAUUCAUUGAACAACUUGGAUCCAAACAUAGAGCUGAAUGUGGCUCGACUUGAAGCUGUACUGUCCACCGUUUUUUAUCAACUCAACAAACGCAUGCCAACAACCCACCAGAUCAACGUAGAGCAGUCCAUCAGCCUAUUGCUUAACUUCUUGCUGGCAGCUUUUGAUCCGGAAGGACAUGGAAAAAUUUCUGUAUUUGCAAUCAAAAUGGCCCUGGCAACACUUUGUGGAGGAAAGAUCAUGGAUAAAUUAAGAUAUAUAUUCUCAAUGAUUUCAGACACCAGUGGUGUAAUGGUGUAUGGACGAUAUGACAUGUUUCUGCGAGAAGUCCUUAAACUGCCCACUGCAGUCUUUGAAGGUCCUUCUUUUGGUUACACAGAGCAGUCAGCAAAAUCCUGCUUUUCUCAACAGAAAAAAGUUACACUGAAUGCUUUCUUGGAUACACUUAUGUCUGAUCCUCCACCACAAUGUCUGGUCUGGCUACCACUUCUGCAUCGAUUGGCAAAUGUUGAGAAUGUCUUCCACCCUGUUGAGUGUUCCUACUGUCAUAGUGAGAGCAUGAUGGGAUUCCGCUAUCGAUGCCAGCAGUGUCACAAUUACCAGCUCUGUCAAGAUUGCUUCUGGAGGGGACAUGCCAGUGGUUCCCAUAGCAACCAGCACCAAAUGAAAGAAUACACGUCAUGGAAAUCACCUGCUAAGAAGCUAACAAAUGCACUUAGCAAGUCUUUAAGCUGUGCUUCCAGUCGUGAACCUUUGCACCCAAUGUUCCCUGACCAGCCAGAAAAACCUCUAAACUUGGCUCAUAUCGUGCCUCCCAGACCAGUCACCAGCAUGAAUGACACAUUGUUCUCCCACUCUGUUCCCUCAGGAAGCCCUUUCACAAACAGAAGUUGUCCUGUCUCAUUAACUAGCUCUCCUUACAAGAAUAAUGAAGUAGAGCAGAACAAAUUGCUGGCUAGGGCUGCUCCAGCUUUUUUGAAAGGCAAAGGGUUACAGUAUAGCCUCGAUGUUGCAGACAGGCUGGCUGAUGAACAUGUUCUCAUUGGGUUGUAUGUCAACAUGCUCCAGAACAACCCCUCACGAAUUUAUUCUGAGGAGAAAUCCUUGUUGGACAAGCAACAUCAAAUAAAAAUGCAUUUGCUUGACAGUCCAAAUCGUCUAGAUGAAGAGCACAGACUGAUCGCCAGGUAUGCAGCAAGGCUGGCAGCAGAGACUACUUCUUCACAGCCACAGCAGCAGCCUCAGCAGAGAGGUGCUCCAGAUAUCUCAUUCUCUAUCGAUGCAAAUAAGCAACAACGACAGCUUAUUCAGGAGCUUGAAAACAAAAACAGAGAAAUCUUACAAGAGAUUCAUAGGUUGCGACUUGAACAUGAACAAGCAUCUCAGCCCACCCCUGAGAAGGCAGCACAGAAUCCUACUCUCCUGGCAGAACUUCGGCUCCUGAGACAGAGGAAGGAUGAGUUGGAACAAAGGAUGUCUGCUCUUCAGGAAAGCCGGAGAGAACUCAUGGUUCAAUUGGAAGGCCUCAUGAAACUGCUCAAGGAAGAAGAAUUGAAGCAGGGAACACAAGGGGCAGGCUCCCCUCGCUCAUCUCCCAGUCACACGAUCAGUCGGCCUAUUCCUAUGCCCAUGCGAUCUUCAUCCGCCUGCUCGACUCCGGCCCACACACCUCAGGACUCUCUGACAGGUGUGGGAGGAGAUGUGCAGGAAGCUUUUGCACAAGGUACAAGAAGAAAUUUAAGAAAUGACCUGCUGGUAGCAGCAGAUUCAAUCACCAACACUAUGUCUUCUCUGGUGAAAGAGCUAAACUCAGAAGUUGGAAGUGAAACAGAGAGCAAUGUGGAUUCUGAAUUUGGUCGAACUCAUUUCGAUGACCUUGUUCCAUCACCAACUUCUGAAAAGGCUUUCCUUGCGCAGAUCCAUGCCCGGAAGCCAGGAUACCUGCACAGUUCAGCUGCCACUGGGACCAUGCGUAGUGAUAUGGUAACAGAAGAUGGAGACCCUUACGUUAGAGCAGAUGAUGAGAAUUAUGAAAAUGAUUCUGUCCGCCAGCUAGAGAAUGAGCUCAAGAUGGAGGAGUAUUUGAAACAAAAGCUGAAGGACGAAGCUUAUCAGGUCAGCUUGCAAGGAUGAGUAACUCUCCUUGUAUCACUUCCCCUCAAAGCAUCAUGCAGUGGCUUCCAUCAGAUUUCUGUAAAAUAUUUCUUGACAGGAAAGCUGCAGUCAAAUGGACAACGAAAGUGAUGUAAGAACUGAGGAGGAGUAGAACUGCACUCAGACUGAUGAUAGAGAUAGCCUGGCUGCAGGCUUCAUAGAAGAAAUGAAACAACCCCAUGUGCAGCAUCUCUGACAUAAGAUAACCAACUAGAUCUGAAGACUGUAGCACAGUACUUUUGUUCUACAAGUUGUAGUUUGUAGGUGUUUGUUUUGAAGAAGAAGAAAAAAGAUUUUUAUUUAAAGCUAACUUGUAACAGCUACAUCUUAUAUAACAUGGCUCAUCACUGGUGAAGAACACAGGCUGAAAAAUACUGCUGCUACAAUUAACAGCAGUACUAAUAAAACACAAGCCCUGGGCACAUAAUGUUCAACCUGUUCAGUUUACAAAGACAAUAUUAAUACUGUUUAUAUUAGGAGUUUGAUUUCUGAAUAGUUUGAGAUUUUAGAACUCUUUCCUACACGCUGUACAUUGUUUUUCCACAGUGGAAAUUUUAAAAGCUACAAUGAUGCAUUUAACACUGAAUGAAUAUACUCCUGAGUGUACAUAUUUAUAGCCCAAAAGCUAAAUAUUAGACUAUGGUUGCAAUUCUGAACCCAGUUGCUUGUGCUGAAAUGUCUUUGGAUAUUAGUGGGACUUAAGUGCACACAACCAGAUACAGGACUGCAGCCUUAGAUUGCAAUUUGUUCUACAGUCUUUCUGCAAAAAACAAAACAAAACAAAACAGACUUGUACAAAAUGCACUAAAAGUAUCUCUAUGACUUAGGGCUACUACAUAACUUAGGAAUGUUUUCUUUCAAAGUAAUCUAACAAAUCAGCCAUAGAAGUUAGUGUAAAUAUUUUCUUUCCAAAUAGAUAACAUAUACAAAAGGCAACAUUCAAAUAAUAUAGAAUCUAGUUUUUAAAAUCAGCACAGAUCUUCUUAAAACUGUGAACUAUGUUAUAAAGCUGUUUAUAAACCACAGGUGCCAUAAAAACCCUGAACUAAUGUUAUGUAUAAUCUUUCAUAGUAUUAUUUUAUUGAUGUUUUAGAACUUUAGUAAGCAUGUGUUCUUUCACACUUCUUCACUCUUCAUAUCCUGUUUGUUGAGGCCUUCAGCUUUAAAUGUACAGGCUUUAAAAGUGCGCUUGCAACUAUUUUCUUUUAUUUCUGAAUGUGCAUUGCCUUAGCCAGCCACCAGAUGUUCUGCAUGCAUUCUUUGAAAUGUGUUGUGAGACUUUUUUCAGGGCUGAAUGGGGAUAUUAGCUAUCUAUGAAAAGCACAGGGGGGAGGAGUGUCCUAAAAAGAUGUAUAAUUGCAGUGAUAGCCCUUGAAUUAAUUCUUACCAUCCAAUUUUGAAUACAACACUGAGAAAAUAGAUCAUGGGCCUCUGCUUCCAUCAGGAUUAUAAAAAGGGGGAGAAUGUUGCAAUGAUUUUCUCAGCUUUUGCUAUGCAGUGAAUUAGCUAGUGACAGCUAACAUCAGUGAUAUUUAAAUAGGAAGAAAAUGGUAUGCAGUCUAGAAAUUGCCAGAGUUCCAUUAAGGUUUUUUUAGUACAUGGUACAACAAUGCUACAAUCAGGCAUCAGUUUUGUUAAUCCAGAGUUUUAUAGAAAAAAUACACUGCUAUUAAAAUGGUUUUGCCUAAAGGACUUGCAUACAGUUUGUCCAAGUUAGAAGUUUAAUUUACCUGUUGAUUCUAUAAAGGGAUAAGAACUAGAUAACAAUUUUAAGAUUAAAUGGUUACUACUAGUCUUCACAUUUGCACAAAAUCAUUGCUACCACUGACCAUCUUCCUCCUUGUGUCUAUAGGUAAUCAAAUCACAAAAUUCAGGCAACAGCAAAAAGUAAAAUAUGUUUACAUAGAUACAUUCCCCAAUCCUACAUUUGCAAUAACUAAUCAUUACUCCUGUAAUAUCUACCAAUCUGAUAUGGUGGGUACUAUAUAUAACCUUUGACAGCUUACCUCUCCUAUACCCUUUUCUCAGGAACUGGUUAGCCUCUACUAGUGCCUAGCACUAAUCAAGUUAAAACUACAAGUAAAUUGGCAAAUCUUGCUUACACCUCAGGACUCCAACCAGGUAUUUCCUGAAAAAAGAGGCAAAAUGGACUAGAACAUAGCUAUAUCUGAAUGAUUCAAAUUCAGCCAGUUGGAGUGAUAACCUUGUUGCUUUAACACAAACUUUCUUUAUGCACCAACAUUACAUGUGAGAUCCAUGCAUGGAUUUAACCAUAGCAAGAUCUGUAUAGCAUUAUUAUUGUCUACACAAACCUAGCACCAUUCUCUCAGCACUGGUUUCAGCACAGAAUCCCCAAGCAGAGCUCUAGGUGGCCUCUGUACUCUGGAACUCAAAGAUGAAGCACUUUUUUAUUUGCCUCUCCAAAACCAAAAUCUAGUUUUACUAUAUUACCCAGCUGUUAAGCUGGCAAUGGCUCAGCAACAGCAAUGCUUUCCCCUGAUUUCCCUCCAACAUGUGGCGGAAAAGUUGGAGAGUGCCGCUCUUCCAACACAUUCAAUCUCCAGAACUGCCAGACAUUCAUGUACAAGCAUAACAGUUGAAUUAAAGUACACAUGUGUAAAAUGUCACAGAUUUUGAUCCAGGUCUCAUGGUCAAUCCCCAGGUUUUAUUUGGGAUGUCAAAAAUGCUGCUGAGGCAUUGGAGAGUUGCAGUUUAUGUGUGCACCCUAUUCAAACAAGCACGGAUGUGGAUGUCUGGUGGGACAGGUAUGUCUAGGGGGGUGGCACAGAAAUGUGUGAUCUCCCAUACAGGGAGACACAUGUAAGAAUGGUUAGGUAAAGCUUGUGUCUGAACUGGACCUAAGUUUUAGCCCACUCAGUCCAUGUCUGUUUUUGUUAACCUUGGUUUGGAUUGUGAACUUUAAAGUUACAGAAAUGGUUGAACUGGCCUUUUAUGUAUGGCCAAACACUGCAACCAAAAAUUCAUUGUCGAUUGUCAGUGGAAAGGUAGUUAGAAGGAAGGAAUCAGAAUGUGAAGAUGAAUAGGAUUCUUGAAUGUUGAAACAAAAGAUGGAGGAUAGAGACUCUGUAAGUAGUAAUGUUAAUUAAAAACCGCAUUAAAAGGUGUGUGGCCUUUGUUGUGAUAAUAUGUAUUUUCUUAUAUGCAUGAGACAAAAAUGUUGCAUCAUUAUUUAGCACAGAUGUCUGCCUUUACUCAUUUUCUCAAAUUCUUAUAAGUUUUUUUUAAUUGCUGUAGAUAUAUAUAUAGUAAAUACUGCAACUUCAGGUUGCAACAGUUAGGUUGGUUCAAAUCAGUGCAAGUUGCCUUGGAUGGCAAGCACUCCACUGUGUCCUGAGAAGAGAGGGCAUUUUUACUUGCGAACCAAAAAUGUAUGAAGAGUUACAUCUUGAGGUUACUAACUGUCUGAUGUUUUUAACUGCUGUUAUUUCUCACCAGUCCAGACAGACACACAUUACAAAUUUUACAUUAUUCAUCGGUAUUGUAAACAAAUAUUAUUGUAUGGGGGUUUUUUGUAUUGCUGUUAAGUAUCGUUUUGUGUGUGUAUGUGUGUUCAAACCUACUGGGGACAUGUUAUAUUUUGAAGUGAUUAAACUAUUUAAUUGUGUGUCUAUAUUUUGGAAUGGAAUUAUUUCUUCAUUAAAAAAAGAAUUUUUAAAAGUAA
Varanus komodoensis (Komodo dragon) is the source of this 6262-nucleotide messenger RNA. It is a transcript of the gene DTNA, whose product is annotated as dystrobrevin alpha. Gene Ontology annotation, cellular component: plasma membrane; synapse. Gene Ontology annotation, biological process: synaptic signaling. Lineage: Eukaryota; Metazoa; Chordata; Lepidosauria; Squamata; Varanidae. The transcript has 24 exons. The record is from RefSeq and is a predicted model, not a curated record. Gene Ontology annotation, molecular function: zinc ion binding. Bases 85 to 2559 code for a protein of 824 amino acids.